Molecule: messenger RNA, 1692 nt
Organism: Cydia amplana
Lineage: Eukaryota; Metazoa; Arthropoda; Insecta; Lepidoptera; Tortricidae
Product: G protein-activated inward rectifier potassium channel 3-like
Exons: 4
Coding region: 208-1650 (480 amino acids)
Biological process (GO): potassium ion import across plasma membrane; regulation of monoatomic ion transmembrane transport
Cellular component (GO): plasma membrane
Molecular function (GO): inward rectifier potassium channel activity
Source: RefSeq, a predicted model, not a curated record
AAAUACAAACUGUUCUUUUUUCAAACCAGAAUGGGAAGGAUAGUUUGAUAAGUUUUUGAAGUUGCGUGAUUCCUGAAGAGAAUUUGUGUCUUGUGCUGAUGACGUUGGACCAGCUGCCCCCACAAUGAAGUCCCGCAACAUGAAAAAACACAGUUCGAGUGCAAGGACGAUAACAAUAUUGUGACAGUUCAAUUCGGACAUUAAACCAUGACCGCAGAGCCCAGUUCCUACGAGAUGGAGAUCCGAACCGAGGAGAAAGAAAAGCCAAAACCAGCCUCCGGAAAGAUCUUUUACAACCCCGGAGUUGAAGAGGAGACAGAAGAAUCCAGCGUGUUUGACAGCUCGAUGGUGGAGUCUCCGAUGCUCGGGGUUGGGUUUAGAGGCAGCGGGUUCCUCAGGCCGCCGCUGACGCUGCAUGCUUCGAACAGUCUACAUAGGAUCCCGACGUACAGUAGUUCUAUUGGACAGAGCACUGUUUAUCGACAGGAUACGUGCAGGAGCCGAUCACAUAGGCACGGAGCCACGCGGAGAACGAGGCGGCGAGCCAUUCUCAAAAAUGGAGAGUGUAAUAUCCUCAAGUCAAAGAUCUCGCAACGGCGUCUUAGAUUCCUACAAGACAUGUUCACCACCUUAGUAGACGCCCAGUGGCGAUGGACUCUGCUCGUUUUCACAUUAUCCUUUAUCCUCUCCUGGCUUGGAUUCGCAUUGAUUUGGUGGCUAAUUGCAUUCACACAUGGAGACUUAGAAGAAAACCACCUCCCAACCAACCAAGAAAGCUCAGACUGGAAACCGUGUGUGUUCAACAUUUAUGAUUUUACAUCGUGCUUCCUGUUCAGUAUUGAAACUCAACAUACUAUUGGCUACGGAUCUCGUACGACCACCGAAGAGUGUCCGGAAGCGAUAUUUAUUAUGUGCCUUCAAAGUAUCGUGGGUGUUAUGAUCCAAGCUUUCAUGGUCGGUAUUGUGUUCGCUAAAAUGACGCGACCGAAACACAGGACACAGACUCUACUGUUCUCGAAAUACGCGGUCGUUUGUCAGAGAGAUGGAGAGUUAUGCUUAAUGUUCAGAGUCGGUGAUCUCAGGAAGUCGCACAUUAUUGGUGCGAGUGUGAGAGCGCAACUUAUUCGCUCGAGAACCACCAAGGAGGGUGAGGUGUUGUCUCAUUACCAAACAGAAUUAGAAUUGAACGCAGACGGAUGCGACAGUAAUCUGUUCUUCAUCUGGCCGAUCACUAUGGUGCACCGAAUCAAUGCCGAGAGUCCGUUUUACGGUGUGUCUGCAGCGGAUGUGUUACAGGAAAGAUUCGAAAUAGUAGUUAUUUUAGAAGGUACGAUUGAGUCGACGGGACAGACGACGCAAGCUCGUUCUAGUUACACCACCAGUGAAAUCAUGUGGGGGCACAGGUUUGCGCAGCUAGUGACGUACAACCGCGAGCGCCAGGGCUACGAGGUGGACUACUCGAAGUUCGAGGAAACGACGCAGGUGGAUACUCCGCUUUGCUCCGCCAAAGAGCUGGACGAGUUCUACGGCAGCCAGACUGAUCGCCGAUCUAUCGAAAACGCGGAACCCCUUGUCCUGAAGAUGCCCGAGCGUACCCCGACGGAACCCAAAGCCGAACACAAAGAUGGAGAUUACACUGUCACUCUUUAAAACUGUAAUAAUGUUAUUUCAGAAACGAAUGAGUAUUUAUUA